UGGGAGACAAAGUGCGGCGUUUUCAUGCUGGGCUUUGUGGAUAUCUUGCCUUUUCGCAGCUUCUUUGUAGCGAGUUUACAGAUGGUUGCGUUUUUGUAAACUAGUGUAUGUUUAUUCGUGCAAUUUUUAAAUUGCAUUUGGAAGGGGUACUGCUCGCCAUAAUAGGCCAAUCUAUAUCUGGAUAGCUGUAUUUAACGCGUUUCUUAUGACCAGCAAUUUCACCCGGGUCCUGUAGGCAUUUAUUCGCGACUGGACACUUGGUUUUUACAAUACUUUACCAGCUUCUAGGUGGCGUAUUGGCUUUUUAAAAUAUUAGGCCUACUUUUAAAAUUCGAAUCAGCAUUUUUCUUUUACAAUGGCGACCGCAACUUCAACUCCGGCCGGCCAAAGAAUAAGCUCCCGCACUGCCGGUAGUACUCCUCUGAGCCCCACGAGGAUAUCUCGACUGCAAGAAAAAGAAGAGCUGUGCAACCUGAAUGACCGCCUCGCCAUUUACAUCGAUAAAGUACGAAGCCUUGAAUCCGAGAAUAGUGUACUACAUCUCCAAAUCAGCGAAAAGGAAGAUGUUAGGAACCGGGAGCUUACAGGUUUGAAAUCACUGUAUGAAACCGAGCUCGCGGACGCCAGGAGAUCUCUCGAUGACACAGCUAAAGACCGCGCCAGGCUGCAGAUCGAAUUGGGAAAGAUCAAAGCCGACCAUGAGCAAUUACUACAGACCCAUGCCAAGAAGGACGCGGACCUGACUGGUGCCCUGCUGCGGCUGAAGGACCUGGAGGCACUGCUGAACUCCAAGGAUGCGGCGCUGGCUACGGCCCUGUCCGAGAGGAAGGCCCUGGACGCCGCGCUGGCCGAGCUGCAGGUUCAGGUUCAGGAGCUGGAUGCAGGCCUGAUUGCUGCCAAGAAGCAGCUGGGUGAUGAGACCCUCCUGCGCGUGGACCUGGAGAACCGCUGCCAGAGCAUGAUGGAGGAGCUGGAGUUCCGCAAGAACAUGUUUGAGGAGGAGGUCAAGGACACCCGUCGUCGGCACGAGACGCGUCUGGUGGAGGUGGACUCGGGUCGGGCGGUGGAGUACGAGUUCAAGCUGCAGCAGGCCCUGAUAGACAUGAGACAGCAGCAGGAGGACCAGCUCAAGCUCUACAGGGACGAGAUGGAGGGCACAUACGUGGCCAAGCUGGAGAACGUGCGCCUGUCGUCGGAGAUGAACAGCAGUGCGGCCAGCAUGGCCCGCGAGGAGCUGAAGGAGUCCUCCCUGCGCGUAGAGAGCCUGGCAGCACAGCUCUCCAGCAUGCAGAAAGAGACCCGUGGGUGGCAGGAGCGCAUCUCUGAGCUGGAGGCAGCUCUGGCCCAGGAGAGGGACACCAGUCGCCGUCUGCUGGCCGACAAGGAGCGCGAGAUCUCAGAGAUCCGCGCCAAGAUGCAGCUGCAGCUUGACGAUUACGAGCAGCUGCUGGACGUCAAGCUGGCCCUGGACAUGGAGAUCAACGCCUACAGGAAACUGCUGGAGGGAGAGGAGGAGAGACUGAAGCUGUCCCCGAGCCCGUCAUCCCGUGUGACUGUGUCUCGCGCGUCCUCGUCACGCAGUGUGCGCACCACGCGCGGCAAGAGGAAGCGUAUCGACGUGGAGGAGCAGGAGGCCAGCAGCUCGGUCAGCAUCGCACACACCGCCUCCGCCACCGGCAAUGUCUGCUUCGAGGAGCUCGACGUAGAUGGCAAAUUUGUACGCCUGCACAACACAUCCGAGGAGGACCAGGCCAUGGUGGGCUAUGAGAUGACCAAAGUGAUCGGCGAGGAGUCGGCCACCUACAAGUUCACCCCCAAAUUUGUGCUGAAGGCUGGGCAGAAAGUCACAGUCUGGGCCUCUGAUGCGGGCGUGAGCUCCAACCCCCCAACUGACCUGGUGUGGAAGGGCCAGAGCUCCUGGGGCACCGGGGAGAACGUCAAAGUGGUGCUGAGCGACCCUCAGGGAGAGGAGGUGGCUGUGAGGAGUACAGUGUUCAAGACGGCCAGCGCUGGAGACGAGGAGGGCGAGGAGGAGGAAGACGAGGAGGAGGAAGAGGAAGAUGUGGAGGGCGAGCCCAACCCUGCCAAGAGAGGCUGUGCCAUCAUGUAAUCUCAUCAGGUGACCACCAGAUGACCUUCAGAUCGACCGCUCACCUCAUCCUCUGACAACUUGUUACUGCCAGCUGCCAACCCUACCCUCACAGAACUAUUUUUAUACUUUUUUUAGUGUAUUGUAAAAACAAGCAAAAAAAAAUACAACAACUUUUUUUUGUUUCUGUUUUUAGGUUUUAUUUUUUUGGUGACAAUAGUUUGUUUUUAUUAUUUUUACGUUGACUCAUGAUUUCACACGUCUUGGCUGUGUAUGAACCAAAUUAUGAUUUGUAUGGAUAUUUCCGAUUAUUAAUUGCGUUCUUGUUUUUAUCAGAGGGAGGACUUUGAUUUGUAGCACAAUUAAAGAUUUUAACAUCGGUUUCCAGGGGCAGCUUUUGUGAAAACUUGUCAGUUCCUCCAGGUGCUGUGACUAAACACUUCAGUAUCUUUAUUUCUACUCGUAUGAAGUAAAAAAAAAAAAAAAAAAAGCUUAGGAUUUUAAAGCCUCUUUCUAGAAAGUAUACCAUUUUUAUAGGAGCUUUUAUUUCUUUUCAAAUAGUCUUAGAAAGUCACAAUGUCACGUACAGUGGAAUGUAGGACUUAUUUUACAUGCAUGCGAGUGAAAGAGUAAAUAAAGAUCAAAAUUUGUAAAGUCUUUUUUUUAUUAUUAUUAUAAAUAUGUACGUAAAUGAGCCUCCAACCGAAACACAAAGAUAAUACAGCUUUUCGGCCAUUUUGAUUUUGAGGACAGCGAAAUUGAUUGUCAUGUAAAACCCAAAUGCAAACCACUAAGAGUUAACAAAUGUGAUGUUACGAUCUGUAGCAGCCCGACUGAACCGCAAGUCUCUGCUCCAACCGUACACAACAAAGCAACGGCUGUUUAUCGACAGAUGCCGUCAUUGCAAUAAACCAAUAGGCAAGCCUCAAAGGCAUACACCCUUGUCAGUCAAGUUGUUGGACAGACCACAGACCUACAGAUAGUACUGUAUUAACUCCUACAAUGGUCGCCGCGACUAAAAGCAUGUAUGUCCAUGCUUGUUAUUUUUCUUUGAAUAUUCACGGUCAUGCUCCACUGUACUGGCCUGAAGGGGUCCUGCCCAUUAAUGUGUGUCAGGGCCCUGGGCAGACCUUCUGAACUUCUUUGUAGCUCCCAUUCAAUAUGAUUUCAGUUGGUACACUGGUGCGGACAGAUUGUCAAGUCCAAGCCUUCUGUACCUUUCACUGUUGAGCUUCCAACUUCUCUGAAUUUUACACUGUCUACAGCUGAUAUGUAACACUAUGAGAUAAUCGACCCAUUCUGUGCAGUUGAGAAACCGGGAGGGUGGACUGUAUUGUAUGCAAUAAGCUAAGGACACAGGUCAGUCUCUCCCCAGAUGCCGAUUGUCUCCCCUGGUUGGAGAUCUCUGAAAUUGUGAUUGUAUACCGAUUUGUCUUUUACGAACCGCCGCGAUUUCCUCCUUAGGACUAUUUGAUUGAUUGAAAAAGUAACCAUUUUAUUAGGUCUGUGGGUUCUUUUUGUCAGGGUGUCACUUACUUGCAUGCAUUUUAUUAUAUUAUUUUUUGUGUUGCUGUAACCUUAACAUUUAAAAUUUUAAAUAAAGUAUUGAUUUGUCGUAUUUUC
This is a messenger RNA of Engraulis encrasicolus (European anchovy), 3712 nucleotides long. RefSeq names its product lamin B1 (gene lmnb1). Gene Ontology annotation, cellular component: nuclear envelope; nuclear lamina. The transcript is spliced from 11 exons. The coding region runs from base 356 to 2110 and encodes 584 amino acids. The record is from RefSeq and is a predicted model, not a curated record. Gene Ontology annotation, molecular function: structural constituent of cytoskeleton. Gene Ontology annotation, biological process: nuclear pore localization; heterochromatin formation; protein localization to nuclear envelope. NCBI's taxonomy places the organism in Eukaryota, Metazoa, Chordata, Actinopteri, Clupeiformes, Engraulidae.